AUGGGCAAAGACUACUAUAAGCUUCUUGGCGUCGACAAGUCGGCGUCAGACGAUGAAAUCAAGAAGGCCUACAAGAAAAUGGCCUUGAAAUGGCAUCCUGACCGCAAUACCAAAAACAAAGAGGAAGCCACUACCAAAUUUAAAGAGAUCUCAGAAGCCUUCGAGGUUCUGAGCGAUAGCAACAAACGUGCGGUCUACGAUCAGUUUGGAGAGGAGGGCCUCAAAGGAGGAGGUGCGGCUCCGGGAGCCGGCGGACCCUCUGGUUUCUCUGGAUUCAGUGGUUUCCCUGGUGCGGGAGGUCCUGGCGGAACAACAUUCACAUUCACUUCCAACGGUCCUGGAGGAUUCGGCGGUGCUGGUGGAGGAUUCAACCCAACAGACCCAGAAGAGAUAUUCAGGCGGAUGUUUGGCGGUGGAGGUUUGUUUGGUGGUAUGGGUGGUAUGGGAGGCAUGGGCGGAAUGGGAGGCGGCCCACGGCGCGGCAGCGCCAGUAUGUUUGCCGACGAAGACGACGACAUGAAUGGCGGUUUUUCAUUUUCAGGGAUGCCCGGGGGCAUGCCUGGCGCCGGCAGAGGGCGACCAACAGCACAGCGGACAAAUUCGCGCCGUCCACCGUCACCAGAAAAGCCAUCAGAAAUCACAAAACCCCUCAAGGUUUCCUUGGAAGACCUCUACAGCGGCACAACGAAGCGUCUCAAAGUUGGCCGACGGUUACUGAACGGCACCACAGAGGAUAAGGUGCUCGAGAUCCAAAUCCAUCCCGGAUGGAAAAGUGGAACAAAGAUUCGUUUCCCCCGCUCAGGCAACGAGCAGCCGUCCGGAGAAUCGCAAGACCUCGUCUUUGUCGUCGAAGAGAAACCACACGCUGUGUUCAAGCGCGAAGGCAACGAUCUACAUGCGAAUGUCAAGAUCCCACUCGUGGAAGCGUUGACAGGCGCGCCAACGCCUACAGGCAAGCUGUCGAAAACACUUGAGAUGCUUGAUGGGCGGAAGCUGCAGAUACCUGUGCCAAUGGGCAUCGUCAAACCUGGCCAGUCAUUAGUGAUACCAGGAGAAGGCAUGCCCAUCCGGAAAGACGGCGUUGCGCAGAAGAAAGGCGACCUGAUAGUCAACUGGGAGGUCACAUUCCCUACCACCCUGACGGCUGCGCAGAAGGAGGGUCUCCGCAAGAUCCUCGCGUAA
Psilocybe cubensis is the source of this 1182-nucleotide messenger RNA. Its product is annotated as DnaJ-like protein subfamily B member 4. The transcript has 4 exons. Gene Ontology annotation, biological process: translational initiation. Gene Ontology annotation, cellular component: cytosol. Gene Ontology annotation, molecular function: protein-folding chaperone binding. The coding region runs from base 1 to 1182 and encodes 393 amino acids. The record is from RefSeq and is a predicted model, not a curated record. Lineage: Eukaryota; Fungi; Basidiomycota; Agaricomycetes; Agaricales; Agrocybaceae.